Molecule: messenger RNA, 1083 nt
Organism: Colletotrichum spaethianum
Lineage: Eukaryota; Fungi; Ascomycota; Sordariomycetes; Glomerellales; Glomerellaceae
Exons: 2
Coding region: 1-1083 (360 amino acids)
Source: RefSeq, a predicted model, not a curated record
AUGCAGCUAACGACUACUCUCGCGGCCGCCGUGGCGACAUUUGCAAGCUUGUCGGCAGCGGCCCCGCUCGAGCGCCGAAGCUUUAGCGCCGAUCUCCCACACACCCUGGAGGAGAUCAAGAUAGUUGAGGAGGACGCUCGUGGCUCGCUCCCUAACUCGGCACCACCACCAAAGUUGGAACCAAGCAGUCUGACAACUUUUCAACUCAUUCAAUUUAACGAGCAGUUUGAGGUUGCCUUCUUCUCUUCCAUGCUUGAAAACGUCACGAAUGGAGGAGAUGGUUGGGACGUCACAGAGAAGGAUAAGCUGGUGGAAACUCUCAAGAUUGUGGUUGCUCAAGAAAAACUUCAUGCGCUUGACGCCAAGGGAGUUCUUGAUCACUUCAAAGCUUUUUCACCGCCGCCAUGCAAAUAUCAAUUUCCAACAAACAGCUUGAAGGAGGCCGUUUCGCUUGCCGAGACUUUCACCUCUAUCGUCCUCGGCACGCUCCAAGAUGCGAAUCAGCUAUUGGCGAAAAAUGGUGAUGUUGGCCCAGUCCGUGCCGUCAGCGCAGUCAUCGGCCAGGAAGGAGAGCAAAACGGUUAUUACCGUAGCAUCUUGUCACGCCCGCCAUCAUCGCAACCGUUCCUUACAACUUCGAUAGCUCCAUUCGCUUUCUCCGCGCUGCAAGCCUUCAUUGUCCCAGGCUCAUGCUCCUUUAAGAUGUCUCAGAUUGACAUCCCCACCUUCGCCCCUUUAAGGGUCGCGCAGAUGCAGGCCGGAGAGGUUGAGGCAAAGAAUCAAAUGCUUUCAUUCGAAGUCAAUUUGAGAGAGCUUGUCACCGCCGGCAGGUUUCUCGGGAAGGAUAAAGCACCGCUUUAUGUCACAUACCUGAGCGGGCAAAAUGUACCACUCAGCGUUCCUGUCGCAAAUCCAAAGUGGGAGGGCGCUCAAAUUACAUUCGAUGCCGAGUUUCCCUUUGAGAAGAAUAGCAUGUACGGUCUGUCGAUUGCAGCUCUCACUUAUGAGAGCCAAUUCACCAACCCUGAUGACAUCGCGAAAGCGACGUUAGCAGGGCCUGGCUUGAUCCAAGUCAACAAAUAA